This is a messenger RNA of Gregarina niphandrodes, 348 nucleotides long. RefSeq lists its product as hypothetical. Bases 1 to 348 code for a protein of 115 amino acids. Lineage: Eukaryota; Apicomplexa; Conoidasida; Eugregarinorida; Gregarinidae. The record is from RefSeq and is a predicted model, not a curated record. The transcript has a single exon.
AUGAGAAUGCGGUCCCCUCAACCGGCGCAGCAGGUGGUGGCUCCCCAAAGCCUUAACCCUCCAUACAAUCCCGCUAAUUCGCAACCGCCGAUGACGGAAACUCCGAUGACGGAAGCUCCCAGAGCAUUAACAGCGGCUGCUGCACAGGGGGUUGAAAGAACUUAUUCGCCAGCACAGGCACCCUACUAUCACUACUACUCAGGUCUACCUUCUCAGAAGAUGAACUCCUUCGCGCCUCGGACGGCAACACGUCUGGAUAAGUCUGGUAAGUCCACCGCAGGCGUCGAAGGAGUACGUCCGGCCACAGACUCCAUGUGCGUGUCCACCUUGGAAGUGGAGUCCCAGUAG